CGUAUUUUGGUGGUGAGGCACUGAGUUGCUCUUGUUCGAGUUUUGUUCCGCAGACUUCCUCAGAAAGAGCACUUUCUGGAAAGUAAAGAUGUCAACGAGCGACUUCUACUUGAGAUAUUACGUUGGGCACAAGGGAAAGUUUGGACAUGAGUUCCUUGAAUUCGAGUUCAGACCCGACGGUAAACUGAGGUAUGCAAACAACAGUAACUACAAAAAUGACGUCAUGAUCAGGAAAGAGGCAUAUGUACACAAAAGUGUGAUGGAGGAGCUGAAGAGGAUCAUUGAUGACAGUGAGAUCACCAAGGAAGACGAUGCAUUGUGGCCGCCUCCUGACAGAGUUGGCAGACAGGAACUGGAAAUUGUCAUUGGUGAUGAGCAUAUUUCAUUCACAACUUCCAAAAUUGGCUCCUUGAUCGAUGUCAACCAGUCAAAGGACCCUGAAGGUCUUCGCGUGUUCUACUACCUGGUGCAAGAUCUGAAAUGUCUCGUCUUCAGUCUCAUCGGUCUACACUUCAAGAUCAAGCCCAUCUAAAAUGUGGAUUUUGCUCAUUUAAAUUGAUUUAGCUAAUGUUUCUGUUGUUGAACUAUUGCAUUUGUACAUUUGCUUUUGGUGGAACUGUUUUUUAUUUUAAAUAAAGGGUGAGAAAUC
Seriola aureovittata is the source of this 649-nucleotide messenger RNA. It is a transcript of the gene magoh, whose product is annotated as mago homolog, exon junction complex subunit. Gene Ontology annotation, cellular component: catalytic step 2 spliceosome; exon-exon junction complex; nucleus. Bases 89 to 532 code for a protein of 147 amino acids. NCBI's taxonomy places the organism in Eukaryota, Metazoa, Chordata, Actinopteri, Carangiformes, Carangidae. The record is from RefSeq and is a predicted model, not a curated record. Gene Ontology annotation, biological process: RNA splicing. The transcript has 5 exons.